Messenger RNA from Bursaphelenchus okinawaensis, 4356 nucleotides. Lineage: Eukaryota; Metazoa; Nematoda; Chromadorea; Rhabditida; Aphelenchoididae. The record is from the annotation of a GenBank genome assembly.
AUGUCGGAAAAGGAUAAGAGUGGGCUCGCCGGAGGUCAGCACACUGUUCCGCCGCCGAAAACGUCCGGCGCGGCCACCGGCGGCCAACAACUCUCCGCCACCGCCAAUCAGUUCGUAGAUAAGAUUGAUCCGUUCAGUAAACGCGGUAACAGUCGUCGGAGAAGAAGGCCCGUUAACAGUAGUCGAUAUCAUAACGACAAUGAUCCGGACCUAGUGCAAUUGCCAUUGAUCAAGGGUAAGCUUCGGUUUUUGUUGUUCUUCUUGGUUUAGGUAUGAAAUUUGAGGAAAAAAGCUUAUAACUGAGCUGUUGUAUGAUAUUAUGGGAGUUUUGAUGUUGUUAAUGACGUAUUAUGUCAAUUUCAAGGUUUUAAAUGGUGUAUAAUGUUACUUUUGUGGAGAUAAAGUAGUGUAAUAACAUAUAAAGCAUGAUGAUGGUGCUUUAGAUGGUAUUGUUUCAGUCUCUACUCCGUAAAUAGUGUAUAAUAUUAGUUUAUCAACAAAUAAAGCCGUAUAAUAUCAGAGAAAGCUAAUGAUCUUGAUUUAGACGCUCCGUUCAAUGAACAGACAGCUUUGGCCAUUCAGAAGCUUCAACAAUGUCAAAAGAUUUUUGACUUUUAUGAUCCUGUUGCUCAAUUGAAGAGUAAAGAGGUAAGACUAUGAUUUAUUGCUUCUAUUUCGAGCAUCUGACCUUUUACGAGCUAAAUCUGUCUGUUUUUGGCUCAAUAUUGACUUUGAAUUAUGUUAUAGUAGGUUAAAAAGGUCUUUCGAAGACAAGCCAUUAAAUAAUUAUACGUUAGCACUUAUCGGAUGAAGGAAGAAUGUAAAUAUCGUUCUUAAGCUUUAUAUUAUAGUAGGCAAACUCAAUAUUAUACUAUAUUUCUGCAGAUAAAACGAGCAGCCCUAAACGAACUGAUCGACUACAUAACCGCGACCAAAGGUGCUAUUGUUGAGCCGAUUUAUCCCGAAAUUAUUCGUAUGGUGUCGAGGAACAUCUUUCGAGUACUACCCCCAUCUGAUAAUUCCGAGUUCGAUCCGGAAGAGGACGAGCCAACCUUAGAAGUGUCAUGGCCUCAUUUGCAGGUAUAGGCGACUGAGUGGCUUUUUUUACUUGAAAUUUGAUUUUUUAGGUUUAAGACUGUUGUUUAGGCAUAAAGGUAGUAGUUAUUGAUUGAGGCUGUUUGUUAAUUUUAAAAUGACUUUUCUAGGCUGAGCAUGAUUUUUUAGGCCUAAAAACAGUUUUUAGGCUUAUAUUGAAUAUCUUUAUGAAUAAAGUUGCUUUUAGGAUUAAGGUCUAUUUUAUUAGGCUUAAAUACAUUUAGGUUUAAAAUGAUCUUUUAGGUUUAAAGAUGAUUUUUAGGCUUAAAAUUGGUUGUAUUAGGCUUAAAAGUUAUGGAUUUAUGAUUAAAAUUGUUUUUUAAGCUUAAAAUGAUGCUUUAGGCUUAAAACCAACUUUUAGGUUUGUAGUUAUUAGCGUUAUGACUAAAAGUAUUUUUAUGCUCAAAACUGUCUUUUGACAAAAAUUAAUGAUAACCUUAUUUCAGCUAGUCUACGAGUUCUUUUUACGGUUUUUGGAAUCCGCCGACUUUCAAGCAACAAUCGGCAAGAAGCACAUUGAUCAGCGCUUCGUACUUAAUGUAAGAACAACAAUUUUGAAUUAAUAUAACAUUCAGUGGUGUUUAGUAUAACCUUUAGUUAAUAAAAGGCUUAGGGACGUCUAGUAUAAUGUAUUUUAGCUGUUUUUUGUUAUUUAGGUAAAGAGCAAUUGUGACUUUCUCAAAAACCGAUGUUUAGGUAACAAAAUGAUAUUGUAGACUUAAAAAACGAGAAAUAUUUUAGGUUUUUGUCAAGUUUUUGCUUUUUUUUAGGUAUAAGUUUUAGCUUUUCACUUUAAUACCGCUCUUUGGAUUUACUGAUACUGCUUUUUCGAAAACUUUUUGAUAUUAUACUUGCCAUUUUAUAGCUGCUGGAGCUGUUUGACUCGGAAGAUCCACGAGAACGCGACUUUCUGAAGACAAUUCUACACAGAAUCUACGGAAAGUUCUUAGGGCUUCGAGCAUUCAUACGAAAACAAAUAAACAACAUGUUCUUGUCGUUUGUCUUCGAAACGGACUCUUUCAAUGGAGUUGGUGAACUACUGGAGAUAUUGGGAAGGUAAGCUGUUUUGAAGUUUGUUUUUUUAAAUUUUAGGUAUUACGAAGGGAAGUGGAGAUGGAAAUAUAGGUGUUUUAGAGUGAGGGAGGGUUGGAAAUUUGAAAAAAGAUGAAUUUUAGUAGAGUUUUCGGGCUUAUAAACCGAUCUUUAAGGUUUUUAGGUAACAAAAUUUUUUUCAAAGUUGAUUUUAGGUAGACAAAUUGAGAUUUUUGAAUUUUUCUUGAAAAAAGUAAACAAAAUAUGUGAUUUUUGUGUAAAAACUUAAUUUUAGGUAAUAUUCGUAAACUAUAACAACAUAAAUUUGAAUUUUUAGUAUCAUAAACGGCUUUGCUUUGCCACUGAAACAAGAACACAAGGUAUUCCUGGUCAAGGUUCUUCUUCCUCUGCACAAACCCAGAUGUCUCAGCUUGUAUCACGCUCAGGUAAGAGGGAUUUUUAAUUGAUUUUGGCUUUUUAAGGGGUGGAUAAUGGUGAAGCUUUGUUUUUAAAUGGUAAUGCAAGGUUCUCUGGUUUAAUUCAAAAGGAAAAGUGAUUUUCAGAGAUUUAGUGAUUGGAUUGUUACCUAAAUUUUUAAAAAGUUUGGUUGAACUUUAGCCUCAGGUUUUAAAAAAUAAAAUUUUGAUUUUGGAAAAACUGGUUUUAUUAUCUAAAAUAUAAAAAAGUGUCUCAUUAUUACCUAUUAUUACAUAAAAUUUUUAAAAAUUUCAUUUUGGACUAAAUUCUUGCCGUUUCAGCUCGCUUACUGUGUAGUACAAUUCAUCGAGAAGGACGCGUCCCUAACCCCUCAGGUAUUCGAAGCCCUCCUCAAGUUUUGGCCGCGAACCUGCAGCUCGAAAGAGGUCAUGUUCCUGGGUGAAGUCGAAGAAAUAUUGGAUAUAAUCGAGCCGGAACAGUUUAAGAAAAUCAUUGAUCCAUUGUUCAAACAGCUUGCCAAGUGUGUUUCGUCGCCGCAUUUUCAAGUGAGUUGGUUUUGAUUGUUGUUCUUGGUGUUUAGGUUGAAGUGAAUGUAAUAAGAAGGCUAAAGAAUUGAAAGAAGGCUGAAGUUUGGAUAAAAAGGAUGGUUUGAGCUGAAGAUGGGGAAGAUAUAGUGAUGAUGAGAAAGGUGAAAAAUAGAAAAAGAUUGGUCUAAAGGGUAGAUGAAAGCUGUUUUUAUGCACGAAAAGGCCGAUUUGAGCUGAUGAUGGUGAAGAUAGGGGUCAGAAUUGAGAGUAUGGUGUUACUAACAGUGAUAGGCCGAAGCCCAUGAAGAUCUUUUCUUAGCUCUUGGACCUUGGGUCGAAUCUUGUUUUUAGCUUUAGAAGGAGAUAUGAGGCGAAAAAUGGCAAAAAUUUGGGUUUUGGACUUUAUUUUAGGCACUUUUUAACUUAAAACAUCAAUUUUGAGGCUUUACCUACUAGGUCAAAGUCAAAAAAAAUGUUUAAUUUUCAAAAAAAAAUUAUUUUUAAAUGACACUUCUGAUGAGAUAUUUGACAACCAUCUUGCUUCAGGUGGCGGAACGAGCGUUGUACUUUUGGAAUAACGAGUAUAUAUUGUCACUAAUCGAGGAGACCAGCGCUCUCGUCAUGCCCAUCAUGUUCCCAGCGUUGUAUCGAAUCAGCCGAGAACACUGGAAUCAAACCAUCGUCGCGCUCGUGUACAACGUGCUCAAAACGUUCAUGGAAAUGAAUGGGAAAUUGUUCGAUGAUUUAACUGCUAACUACAAAUUGGAGAAACAAAAGUGAGUUUGUGGGGUGGGGUAGGGGGUUUUGAGGGGUGUUUUUGGAUUUUUAAGGGGCGUGGGGCCAGAAAACGAAUUUUUUGAAAUUUAAAAAAAAUUUUAAAUUUUUUUUGAAAAAUGUAUUGUUUCUUUAUAUUUUUCAUUUUCUCACCUCCCCCACCUUCAGAGAACGACGAAAAGAACGGGAACGCGAAGAGUUGUGGAGGCGGCUCACCGUGCUGGAGCAACAAGACCAGGAAACAAUAGUCAAGUCGCCGCCCCAAAUCCUGUCCAAAACCCCCAUGACAGCGUUCAUCGCGCCCAAACAGCCGGGUACAGCGCCGACGAACAGUAGCGGCGCCACGCCGCCCACGGCAACAGCAACGGGUAAUCAGGGCGCGGGCGACAAAUCUCCCGGAACCGGAAAAAAGUCCUCCACCGCCUCGUCCGGCUCACGCGACGACAAGGCCGACAAGCAUAGCGAGAAGGGCGCCGAAGCCAAGGCCUGA